AUGGGCUCCCAGGUUGUGCAGACCCUGCGUCAGGGAGUCUGGGCAUCUCUGACCGGGGGCUGGUACCACGAACCGGACCAGAACAAAUUCAACAACUCCUGCCACCUCUAUCUGUGGAUAUUCCUCCUUAUGUUGCCCCUGUCUCUCCAUCUGGCCCUGCCCCCUACCACUGUGGCUUUGAGCAUCUACUGCACCUCCAUCACCGUCUUCUUCAUCCUCAUCAAGCUGGCCAACUACCGCCUGCACCUGAUGUUCGAUGAGGGUGAGGCGGUGGUCCGCAGCAGCCUCUCUGACCUUAGCAAGGCCCAGGAGAAGAAAAGCAAUGCCUCGGACUCCUGCCUGCCCGCCAACAUCAGGAAGAGCAGCACAGUCCCCGACAGCGUUGCCAUGACGAUGCUGGCUCGUAAUAAGCGCCCUAGUCCGGUGAUCCAGGUGACAGUGAAGCAGACCGAAACCAACCCGGGACUGAUUGGGGUGGACUGUUCAAAGUCAGAUGAGGUGAAGACCUUGGAAGGACAGGGUGAGAGCGCUGCUGAGGAGAAGCCUGUGGAGGGAGGGCUGCACCCAAACCCAGAGCCUUCUCCAGAUGACCUCUCCAGUCCCAAUCCUGACCAAGCGGCCCCCCUGCUGCAGGCCCAGCAGAGGCCCCCAUCCCGAGCUGAAAGAGAAGAGAUGCGGCCUGGAUCUGCUAGUGGGAAAAUGGAUGCAGAGAUAAUUGAAACUGGAGCUGUGAAAGAAGGAAUGGACAUUCAGAGCUCUUUGACGGGGACUGAGCAGGAAAGAACAGCAGAGAAAGACUCGGAGCAGGACAGGAUAGAGGAGAAAGACUGCGAAGACAAAGAGACUGCAGACAGGGAAACAGCUGAUGAAGGUCUGCCUCCCUCCAAGGGAAGCGAAGAUGAGAGCGAGGAGGAGAGUGAGGGGCAAAAAGAGCCCUCAGAUCCCAACAAUAACUCACUGGAGACUCCCAAGGACCGCCAGGAUGAUUUCAUUGAUGUCCCAGAACCUCCUGCACAGACUGAACCGCCGGAGGAGACGUACUGUUCUGAUGAGAUUGAAGUGGUUCUGGUGGACAACUCUGGCCCCGGGCCUGCGACGGUUCAACUGGACGACAGCGACACGGUCAAGAUCAUCAUCACCAUGAGCUGUGACCCUCAGACUGCUGCUCAGCUGGAGGAGAGCGUCAAGCAGAGCAUUCUGGAGAAUGCUCAGGCUCAGAAGGAUGCGGGAGAAUGUCACAUCAAGAUCCCCGUCAUCACCUUCGACUCCCCUGAGGAGGAGAAGCAGGAGGUGGAAGAGGGAGAAGAAGCGGCUGGCUCAGAGGACGACCCCACCCCAACACAGCAAGAGACAACGGGCGAAGAGUUUCACCUUUGUAAAGAAACAACCAGCUCUGAGUCGACCACACUGGAGUGUCCAGAUCCAGACCAGGAACAUCUCGGUCUGCAGAUGACUACUGACAGCACACCGAGCCCACAGCUGACGAACGAUAACAGCUCAUCGGGGAUUGAUGUCCACUCCCACCAUGAUGACACAGACCCUCUGGAUCCGAACGUGGAUUCACAAGGGUUCCUGCGUCUGCCGCCAGCUUUGGGCCGCUACGGCCCCGGUGGAAGGACUCACAUCCGAGGGCUGAGCAUGGACAGUGGGAAAGAUGCUGUCAUGCUUUCAGACCGCUCACACAACACAACCACCAUGACCAGUUCCAAGUCAGAUCUGGAAGCAAAGGAGGGCCAGAUUCCCAACGAAUCCAACUUCUUGGAGUUUGUUUCCUUGUUGGGGUCCCUCAGCAUCAGAGGGGGUGGGGCCAGCACACAGGAAGAGGAGGGGCCGGAACACAAACAGGAAGUGGAAGCUGCGGAGGAAGAGAAUCUGAGUAUGACUUCCAGACCCGAUGAUACAGUAACAGAGACCAAGACAGAAAGCAAACCAGAGAGACCCAAACCGCCCACCAGCCUGCCUACCGACACACUACAGGCUCUACCACCCACACAUAUCCCAAUAGUCUCCCCUGACAGGUACUUGAUUGCGUUUUCUCUCUUCAGUCCACAGACUGACAGAGAGAAAGAUCCGGACUAUGAUUCCCUGCCUUCACAAACCUCACAGUCAGAGAGCUCCAUGCUGCAGGUCAUCUGCAGACCAGAGGCCACCAACAAAGAAGAGGCCUACACCUUCCAUACUGUACACAGAGACAGGCCUCGUAAGCUGUAUGCAGAGAGAGCCCUCAACCUGCCACUAGGAGCCGAGCUCAUCACUGGCAACAUGUGUGACCUGCUGUCGACUUCCUCCAACUCGGAGUGUCAGGACGGCCUGGUGGGAGGUCACGCUGACUGUCCUUUCCAGCGACGCAUCAUCCCUGCGCAUAGGCUUCGGCCACGAAGGACGCACCCGGAGAUCUUCCAGGAAGAGGACUCUUUGGAUGAAUCAUCAGAGACUUCCACUCAGGAAAAACCAACCCGGAAGAUUUACUACAAACUUGAACUGUUUCCCGGGAAGUGGAUCAACAUUUUAUACGACCGACUCACCCUGCUUGCUCUUUUGGACAGAAACCAGGAUGUUCUGGAGAAUCUGGUGGCAGUCUUCAUGGCCUUCCUGGUUUCCUUCCUUGGUUUUGUGCUACUCAACCACGGCUGCUUCAAAGACUUCUGGGUCUUCCAGUUUUGCCUGGUCAUUGCCAGCUGCCAGUAUUCCUUACUGAAGAGUGUUCAACCAGAUGCGGCUUCCCCAACACAUGGUCACAACCAGCUGGUGGCCUACAGUCGAGCGGCCUACUUCUGUAUUUUCUGCGCUCUGAUCUGGCUGCUGGAGCAGCUGCUGAGGCGGAAGGACCUGCCCGUCUCCACCCUGUACGGGGUCACCAUCGUCUGCCAUGACGCAUUGGGCUUCUUAAGAGACGUGUUAGUGGGUUUUACCUACUGCUUCCCAAUCACCUUCCUGGUGGGCCUUUUCCCUCAGAUCAACACCUUCACCAUUUACCUGCUGGAGCAGAUUGACAUGCAUUUUUUUGGAGGGACAGCUGCUACGAGUCUCAUCUCUGCAGUCUACAGCAUCCUACGCAGUCUGAUCGCUCUGUCUCUGCUCUACGGUUUCUGCUUCGGAGCUCUCAAGGAGCCGUGGGAUGAGCAGCACACCCCAGCUCUGUUCUCUGGUUUCUGUGGCCUUUUGGUAGUUUUCUCCUACCACCUCAGCCGACAGAGCAGUGACCCCUCUGUACUACUAUCUCUGAUCAAGUCAAAGAUAAUGCCUGCCUUGGGAGAGAGUGAGGAAGAGGAGGAGGAAGCUACAGACAUUAAAGACCCACUGCCUGAGAAACUGCAGAGCUCGAUGAAGGAGAUUCUGCUGUCGGAUGUGGUCGUGUGCUCUGUCGCCUACAUCCUAACCUUCGCUAUAACCGCGAGUACCGUGUUCCUGUCUCUCAAGCCCUUUGUGACCAUUGUGCUGUACGCUCUGGCGGGAACAGUGGGCUUUGUCACCCACUACCUGAUCCCCCAGCUGAGGAAGCACCACCCUUGGUUGUGGAUCUCCCACCCGGUCCUCAAGACGAAGGAGUACCACCAGUUUGAACCCAGAGAGGACGCUGUGCUGAUGUGGUUCGAGCGACUGUAUGUGGGGCUCCUGUGCUUCGAGAAGUACGUGGUGUACCCCGCCAUCGUGCUGAGCGCACUCACUAAUGACGGCUUCGCCCUCAGUCACCGCAAGAAGCUGGGAAUCCACUGUGAUGUUCUCCUGACGACAGUCGCUGGACUGAAACUCCUGCGUUCAUCCUUCUGCAACCCCAGCUUCCAGUUCCUCACUCUGCUCUUCACACUCGUCUUUUUCCACUUCGACUGCCCGCGCGCCUCCGAGAGCUUCCUGCUGGACUUCUUCAUCAUGUCUAUCAUCUUCCACAAGAUGCGUGAGCUGUUGCUGAAGCUCCAUUUCAUCCUGGUUUACAUCGCUCCUUGGCAGAUCGCCUGGGGCAGCGCUUUCCACGCCUUCGCUCAGCCGUUUGCAGUGCCUCACUCGGCUAUGCUGCUGCUCCAGACGUUGCUCACCACCAUCUUCUACACCCCGCUGGCCCCCUUCCUGGGCAGCGCCAUAUUCAUUUCCUCCUAUCCACGGCCCAUCAAGUUCUGGGAGCGAAACUACAACACGAAGCGUAUUGACAACUCCAACAGCAGACUGGUGUCCCAAGUGGAUAAGGAGACAGGCUGUGAUGAUAACAACCUAAAUUCCAUCUUUUACGAGUACCUGACUCGCUCGCUGCAGCAUUCACUUUGUGGCGACCUCAUGCUGGGCCGAUGGGGCAACUACAGCGCCGGAGACUGUUUCAUUCUGGCUUCUGACUACCUCAACGCCCUGGUCCAUCUGAUCGAGAUCGGCAACGGGCUGGUCACUUUCCAGCUGAGGGGUCUGGAGUUCAGAGGUACAUACUGCCAGCAGCGAGAGGUGGAGGCCAUCACAGAGGGUGUGGAGGAGGACGACGCGUGCUGCUGCUGCGAGCCGGGCCACUUGCCUCACAUGCUGUCAUGCAACGCCGCUUUCAACCUGCGCUGGCUGGCCUGGGAGGUGAUGGCCACCAAGUACCUGCUGGAGGGUUACAGCAUCAGUGAGAACAACGCCGCCACCAUGCUGCAGGUGUACGACCUCCGAAAGCUGCUCAUCACCUACUACCUGAAGAGUAUCAUCUACUACCUGGUCCACUCGCCCAAACUGUCCACCUGGCUGAAGGACGCCGCCAUCCAGGAGGCACUGCAGUCCUACACCAAGUGGCACCACAUUGAGCGCGACCCUCAGGUGUUUAGUGUGAAGAUCGAUGAAGACUACGUGCACUGCCUGCAGGGGGUGACGCGAGCCAGCUUCUGCAAUGUCUACCUGGAGUGGAUCCAGUACUGCGCUGGGAAGAUGGAGACGCCUGUGGAGAGCGAUGAAGACUCUCCUCUGGUUACUCUGUCCUACGCUCUCUCUGUCCUGGGGAGGAGAUCCCUCGGCACGGCGUCACACAACAUGUCCAACAGUCUGGAAUCAUUUCUGUACGGUUUCAACACCCUGUUUAAAGGCGACUUCCGCAUCGCCACAAAAGACGAGUGGGUUUUCGCUGAUCUGGACCUCCUGCAGAAAGUGGUGGCUCCUGCUGUCAGAAUGAGCCUCAAACUGCACCAGGAUCACUUCACCUGUCUGGAGGAGACCGAGGAGGCGUCCAUCUUGUACGAAGCCAUCACAAACUACCGCAGCAGCCUGGUCAUCUGCCACGAGAGUGACCCUGCGUGGCGUAAGGCGGUGCUAUCGAGCCGCGACACGCUGCUCACGCUGAGACACAUGAUCGAUGACGGCACGGACGAGUAUAAGAUCAUCAUGUUAUACAAACGCCACCUCAGCUUCAAGGUUAUAAAGAUCAAUAAGGAGUGUGUGCGAGGUCUGUGGGCGGGCCAGCAGCAAGAGCUGGUGUUUCUCCGGAACCGAAACCCGGAACGCGGCAGCAUCCAGAACUCAAAGCAAGCGCUGAGGAACAUGGUCAACUCGUCCUGCGACCAGCCGCUGGGAUACCCCAUGUAUGUGUCACCACUGACAACAUCGUACGCGGGAACACACCGUACGCUCCGCAGCAUUGGAGGAGGGGCUUUAAGUCUGGACUCCAUUCGUUCCUGGCUCUGCACUAAAUGGUUACGGGUGCGUAAGGACAACCUGACCAGCUGUAACAGCGGCGUGAACAUGGAGGAUGUGGACUGCGGUGCCGGUGGUUCGUCCUCGCUGAGUCACAACCGCCCGUCCUCCGUCACUUCCAACAGCUUGAGCCUCUACCAGCAAAGAGCCAGGACCACACACAGCCACAGACACCACAACGCAGCUAGGAGAGAGUACCGCAGUCGGUCAGUGCAGCCUCAGAGUCAGCGCCCCCCCGUCAGCAGCCAAUCGGGGCCCAUCCUGGACUCAGGCUCCACCCAUGGGCUCGUCCAGCGUCUGUCCAACAGUCAACUGUCCUUCAACACGUCCAUAGCCUCUAUAUUCUCCCAGGUCCCUCGUCUCUCAGGAGCAGGAGGGAUCAGCUCGCAGCUCCAGGCAGCGCAGCAUCAGCAGCGCUCCAGCCAGGUCUCCUCGUCUUCGUCCACUCUCAGCCUGCUGUUUGGGAAGCGUAGUUUCUCCAGCGGCCUGGUUAUCUCUGGGCUGUCUGCCGCUGAAGGGGGCAACACCACCGAUACGCAGUCGUCGUCCAGCGUCAACAUCGCCAUCGGGCCCUCACACAGGUCCAGCAGCAGGGCCACACAGUGGACAUCAGAGCCAUAUGAGAGUAUAGACGCGACUUAUUCCAACGCAGCCGUCACAGCGAAAGACGGCACACAGUCAGGUGACCGAGGCCAGGUCACCAGCCAGGGAUUAGAGAAGACACAGGAAGAGUCAGAAUCUUCCUCAACAGCUCCAGAGGCAACGGAUCAAAAGACUGUCUGAGAGAGGGAGAACACAAACACACACACACACACACGCACACACACAUAUGAGAGUGCCCAUACUCAUACCACGUACAGAGAGGACUGUAUAAAAAGUUACACGUAUACACAAACAUACAGUGGAUUGUAUGAGAGAGCACCCAUGCACACAAACCUGCCUCCUCUCCUGUCCUCAGCAUGUGGUCUCACCCCGUUGUCUGAAUGUAAACAAGUGUGAAAACAUGGAUCUUGGCUCCGGUUGAUGAAUUAAAGACGUUUUUAAAUGA
Seriola dumerili (greater amberjack) is the source of this 6691-nucleotide messenger RNA. It is a transcript of the gene pcnx2, whose product is annotated as pecanex-like protein 1. Gene Ontology annotation, cellular component: membrane. NCBI's taxonomy places the organism in Eukaryota, Metazoa, Chordata, Actinopteri, Carangiformes, Carangidae. Bases 1 to 6426 code for a protein of 2141 amino acids. The transcript has 40 exons. The record is from RefSeq and is a predicted model, not a curated record.